AUGUUCAUGUCGGAAGACCUUGAUCCAGAGGACUUGAAAAAAGAAGCUAAUACCAAAUGGGCAAAUGGCGAAAUCGAAGACGCUAAUGCAAUAUGGCGGCAGGCAUUGAAGGAAUGUAUUAAAUACUCAAUGAGAGGUUACCCAACGAAGAAGAACCGUGAUAUGCAGCUGAGCCUUCGCCUUAACUUGUCUUUGUACCACUACAAGAAGAAGGAGUACUCAGACUGCAUCAACCAGUGUAAUAUAAUUGUAGAAAACUUAAUAAACCUAGAGGACAUACUAAGUUACUAUGAGAACGAGAGCAGCUGUCAGGAGUGCAACGAGGAAGAGCAAACCGAGGGGAAAACAAAAGGCGUUGCAAUGGAUGAGGAAACUAGCAGGGCAACGGAUGAGUGCUGUAGUAGGUAUAUUAUUAAGAAAGAUACCCUCAUAAAAAUAUUUCUUAGAAGAGCAAGCGCUUUUUUGCAUGUACAAGAUUACGAUAAGUGCAGGGAAAACAUUACACUGAUUAGAAGAGUAGACAAACAAAAUGAAGAAGCCAUAAACUUAGAAAAGAAAAUGUGCAUAGACUUGUCCAUAUAUGAACAAAAGCAGAGGGAGCUUUACAGAAAAAUGUGUAGCAUGGGUUUACCUCCUGGAAAGGACAAUGUGAAAGGAAGUAUUCAAAAGGAGCAUAAAAUGUAA
Molecule: messenger RNA, 684 nt
Organism: Plasmodium malariae
Lineage: Eukaryota; Apicomplexa; Aconoidasida; Haemosporida; Plasmodiidae
Product: conserved Plasmodium protein, unknown function
Exons: 4
Coding region: 1-684 (227 amino acids)
Molecular function (GO): protein binding
Source: RefSeq, a predicted model, not a curated record